Messenger RNA from Hydra vulgaris (swiftwater hydra), 1677 nucleotides. Its product is annotated as neural cell adhesion molecule 1. The record is from RefSeq and is a predicted model, not a curated record. NCBI's taxonomy places the organism in Eukaryota, Metazoa, Cnidaria, Hydrozoa, Anthoathecata, Hydridae.
UAAACUUGAGUUUUUUUUCUUGGAUAUAAAACAUUUGAGAACAUAAUGAUUUUGAAGACUUUGUGUUUUCUUUAUUUUGUGAAGUGUUUACUUGCAGAAGUUAAAUUUCAUAUUGAGCCGAGCAGUCCGAUAUUUGCUGUAGAAAAUACAACACUUUUUAUCAAAUGCAUUGCAGAAGACACUGCUGGAAACAUCAAUACAACUACUAAAUUUAGAGCUGGUCCAAAUGAAAUUAAAACUACUUCUGAUAAUCAUAUAGUUGUGACUACAACUUAUAUUGGUUCAAAGACAAUAAUUGAAUUAAAGAUAUCUGGUAUUCAGUCCAAGGAUCUAUAUGAUCAAAGCAAAUUGUAUUGUGCAACACCUAACAGUGAUUAUCAGAUGGAUGUAUAUAUACUAUCAGAGCAGUAUGUACCAAAAUUUGUUAAUGAUGCUCCAACUACAUUGUCUACUGUAUAUGGUUCUGAUUUCUCAUUCAGUUGUAGUGUAGUCAGUAAAAGAAAUGAAAAAUAUCACGUUGAUAUUGAAUGGAAUUUUGAUGGUAUACUUGAAUCAAACAUUAAGUACAUACCAGAUGCUUCAAAUCAAACUUUUUUAAGAUCUAAAGUAAUCAUUUCUGGUGUUAAAUAUAGUAAUGGCGGAAAAUAUAGUUGUAUAGCAAAGCUCUCCGUUGAUGGUUAUGAAAAAAAAUAUACAAAGAUAUUUAAUUUGGCAGAAAUUUCAGCUGAAACAAACCAACCAUCUAAAGAAGAAAUUGUAAAAGCCGGAUCAGAUGUUACAUUAGUUUGUGAUAUUGCUGGUUAUCCAGCACCAAAGUAUGUUUGGAAAAAAUUUGAGGCUGUUAUUGAUAAUUACACAGAUAGUCGCUACAAGUUUAGCAAAGAAAAUUCGUCAGAGUAUGAAACAUUGACUAUAAAUGAUGUUACGUACAGUGAUCGUGCAGUAUAUAGCUGCAUUGUUAACUUUAAUAAUUCACAAGUUGUUAAAGAAUUUACAUUAAGGGUUAGAGAUCCUUUGAAUGCUUUAUGGCCUGCAGUUGGUAUUCUAAUUGAAGCUGUUUUGUUAGCAAUUAUUAUUUUUUCAUGUGAAGCUUGCAAAAAGUCAAAACAAGGGAAAAAAAAUUACAAAAUGAAAGAAAAUGAAGAAAAUGAAGAAACCUCACCAUUAGUAGGUAAUUCUCCUACUAAAAUUGUGUAUUCUGGAGCCGAGGAUUCUGCUAGGUUGCGAUCAUCAAAAGAAAUUGUUGCUUGAUCUGUUAGUUCAACAAAUUAAAGAAGAGUUGAAACUAGCAAUAGCAUAUAUUUCAGUUAGUUUUAUUUACCUAUGGUUUUAGGGUCGUCGUUUUCAUGUUUUGUAGUUGAUAUGUUAAAAAAUCUAUUUAAAGUGAAUUCCUUUUAGGGUUUUUUAAAAAGAACACAAAAUAUCUUGCAUAAAACUGCUCUUAACUUGUGUUACAUUGUUUAGUUUUUAUAUCAAUUGCAAUUUAUUUAUUUUUUACUUGACAAAUUGCAGUUUUUUGUUUUUGAUCAAUAAAAACAUUUUAUUUUCAGUUUAUGAAAAUAUUUAAUUUUGACCAUUAAAAAUUUUUUGUUUAUAAAAAGUAAUUUUUGAAUAGUAAACGAAUCAAUUUUGCUUUUUGUAAAAAUUAUUUUAUUGUAGUAGAUGCAUCAAACACGA